AUGGGUACUGCCAUCAUUGUCAAGUCGGUUGUCAUGUUCGUAUGUUACAGUCAUGGCACAACUAACUCGAAAGUGUUAGCGUUGGACCAACGAAAUGACAUUAUUACCAUUAUUGCAGCUGUAGCUGGUGCCGUCCUCGGAGACUAUGUCUGGCCUUAUGCUGAUCCUAUUGGUGCUAUUUUAGUAUGGUAAGUCUGUUUUAGUAAAUUUAUUGCAUUUUUUUGUUUUUAAAAGAAAGUUUUUGCUAUUUUUUGUUUUUUAAUGAAAGUUAUUGCCAUUUUUUUCUUUGUAAAGAAAGUUCUUGCUAUUUUACGCUAAAACUAUUUAUUUUUAGUACCUUCAUAGCCAUAUCCUGGUUCACGAACGCUUCUGAACAUAUACCAUUGGUUGUUGGUCGAAGGGCUGAAGAAGAACAUAUGAGUCGCAUCUUGGCCAUUUCCGUCUCCCACGACCCCAGAAUCAAAUGUCUCGACCACAUUAUGUGUUAUCAUGUCGGAGAGAAGGCAUUCGUCGAGCUACAUGUUGUGUUAGAUGAAACUCUUCCAUUGAAAGAGACUCACGACAUUUGCGAAGACCUCCAGAAGAAGUUGAACAUGCUGGAGUUUGUGGAACGAACCUUUAUUCAUGUCGAUUACUUUUGCGAUGGAUCACAAGAUGGUGUUUGA
Molecule: messenger RNA, 665 nt
Organism: Bursaphelenchus okinawaensis
Lineage: Eukaryota; Metazoa; Nematoda; Chromadorea; Rhabditida; Aphelenchoididae
Source: the annotation of a GenBank genome assembly